AUGCCUUCCACCAGCCAGAUCGUCUCCGCCCUCGCCGUCACGGCCGUUGCCGGCGUCCAGGCCGCUAUGGGCCCUGCCUUCAGCACCGGACCCGUCGCCUCCGACUCUUGGAUCCGCGAGGCUACCUCUACUCUCGUCCUUCCCGCCGCCCCCGCCAACAACAAGGGCGACGCCUCCCUCUGGGUUGGCAUGGGUACUUCCAACGGUGACCUGAUCCAGUCCAUUGCCGAGAACUGGAACUCCAACAAGUGGUCCGCCUACGCCUACACUCUGAUGUCCACCGGUGCCAACUCUCAGAUGCCCGUCCAGACUGAGGGCACCGACGCCGCCGAGGGUGACAAGAUCACCAUGCACUACAAGUACGACGAUGCCUCUGGCAACUACACCCAGACCGUCUCCCUGAACGACAAGGUCAUCUCCACCCUGUCCACCAAGGACGGCCACGCCCAGGGCUGGGGCUCCGCCGUUGAGUGCGCCGAGGAGGACUGCGGCACCAUCGGUGCUCACUCUUGGAUCAACACCAAGAUCAUCCUCGAUAAGGCCGAUGCCAACUACAUCAACACCAUGGGCAAGGGCCAGGGUGUCACCGGCGACAUGAGCACCAGCGACGGCGGCAAGACCUGGGUCGUCACCACCAUCGAGAUCCCCGAGUUCACCUUCGGCCAGUAA
Molecule: messenger RNA, 669 nt
Organism: Colletotrichum aenigma
Lineage: Eukaryota; Fungi; Ascomycota; Sordariomycetes; Glomerellales; Glomerellaceae
Exons: 2
Coding region: 1-669 (222 amino acids)
Source: RefSeq, a predicted model, not a curated record